Aedes aegypti (yellow fever mosquito) is the source of this 3201-nucleotide messenger RNA. RefSeq names its product lysophospholipid acyltransferase 1 (gene oys). The record is from RefSeq and is a predicted model, not a curated record. The transcript is spliced from 6 exons. Gene Ontology annotation, biological process: lipid modification. NCBI's taxonomy places the organism in Eukaryota, Metazoa, Arthropoda, Insecta, Diptera, Culicidae. The coding region runs from base 449 to 2479 and encodes 676 amino acids. Gene Ontology annotation, molecular function: acyltransferase activity. Gene Ontology annotation, cellular component: membrane.
GCCCAAAACAGUUCGAGUGUAAAAUCCGAACAGUGCGGUUCGUUCUCCGGGGCUGUUGAAUGGUUGAAUCAUCCGCGCCGCGCGACUAAGCGUCGUCCAAAAAAAAAACGAUCCAAAUGCGCUUCCUUCGUCGCUAAAAAGCGCCCGCAGUCGGUGUUCAGUCAGUGUCCUUUUCCAGGGUACUCCGUGAGGAUUAUCAAUGUGUGUCAUUAUUGAUUCUUUCUAGUGUUAGAAAACCAAGAGAAAAUACAUAAAAUUACUAGUGGAAUAAUUGAGAGCAGCUGCCGUCCAGCUUGCACAGUUUGGGCAGUUUGGGGAUUGCAUCGGUGGUGAACAUAUCCGGACAAACAGUAAAGAGAGAGAGGGGACACCGGAGGCGGAGGGCUCCACCAGUUGGGGAGCAGGGUGUAAAAAGCCUGUCUUCGAGGGAGCACAACAAGCAACAACCAUGCAACAAAUAGCCAACAUCAUUGGCUCCAAUGUCUACUACGAUGGCAGCCGGGUCUUCGCCUGGCUCGCAGAUCUGUGCGGACUGUCGGUCGAUUUGGUCAACUUCCUUAUCACACAAUUUUUGGCACUGAUCCUAGCGUCAGUCUUCCGUUCCUAUUUGCACCCGUCGAAGGUGACAGCCAGCACACGCCAUGCCAUCGGACUCGUCAUCGGGCUUUUCUUCGGGUACUUUUGCUUUGGCCAACAGGCCAUCCACAUCGCAGGACUUCCAGCUGUUUGCUAUGUCGUCAUACGCACACAAAACCCACAGAUCGUGCAACGACUCGUCAUGGUGGUCGCCUUGGCGUACCUCUCGUGUAUCCAUCUGCACCGGCAGUACUAUGACUACGGUUCGUAUUCGCUGGACAUUACCGGACCGUUGAUGAUCAUCACCCAGAAGGUGACCAGUCUGGCGUUCAGCAUCCACGAUGGUUUCACCCGUGAGAUGAAGGAUCUCACGCGGAGCCAGCAGGAGCACGCUAUCAGAAAGCUUCCGUCGGCGCUGGAGUUUUUCUCCUACACGCUGCACUUCCAAGGUCUGAUGGCGGGCCCGCUGGUGUUCUACAAGGACUACAUCGAUUUCAUCGAGGGCUACCAUAUCCUCAAGCAGACGGCCGUUUCCAACGGAAAGUAUGAUAUUGAAAAGGAAAUUGUCCACGAACCAUCGCCAGUGAAGGUUGUCGUCAAGAAGGUGAUUGCCAGUUUAGUUUGCGCGUUGAUCUUUGUGAAGUUUGCAACAAUAUAUCCCAUCAAGGCUAUGAAAGAUGAUGGCUUCAUAACAGCAUCCGGCUUCAUGUACUCGUUCUGGUACAUGAUGAUGGCCACGACGGCCGUUCGUUUCAAGUACUACUUUGCCUGGCUGAUGGCCGACGCCAUCUGUAACAAUUCCGGGCUCGGGUUCAAUGGUUACGAGAAGGAUGGCGUGACGCCCCGCUGGGACAUGGUGUCCAACAUCGAUGUGUGGGCAUUCGAGUUCGGAACAAACUUCCGCAACAGCAUCAAUGCCUGGAAUACCGGUACGAACCGGUGGCUACGCAUGGUGGUAUUUGAGCGCGUUCCAAAACGGUACGGAACGGUGCUGACGUUCAGUUUGAGUGCCCUGUGGCAUGGAUUUUACCCCGGAUACUACAUGACAUUCGCAACAGGAGCGUUCAUUGUGAUGGCGGCCCGAGUCGCUCGGAAGUUGUUCCGCGAACCCUUCCAAGAUACGGCAUUUAAACGGAUAUUUUACGACAUUCUGACCUGUCUCGUAACGCGUGUUUUUAUGGGGUACGCCACAUUUCCAUUCGUUUUGCUCGAGUUUAAGGCUAGUCUUCGUAUGUACCUGAAUGUUUUUAUGUGCCUUCAUCUAGUCGCUUUGAUCACUGUAUUUAUUUUAACGAAAUUUGUACCACGCGGUGAGCGGAAACGAACUUCCGUUGCCACCGCCGUCAGCGCUACUUCCGGUGCUGUCACAUCGCAUGACACGGUCACCGAUACCGCAUGUAGACAGUCGUCGACCAAAUCUAUUAGCGCUGGCGAAAACGGCUGGCAAAAGCUCGUCGCAACAGCCGACAGAAACGGAACCACCGUCAAUGGCUGUGCCACCGCAGCCGCUGUUACCGUCAAUGGCCACCACGCGGAACGGAACGAACAACCACAAACUGCAGCAACUAGUAAGACUGAGAGGGAAAGUGAUAAUCUAUCAAAUCUGAUCAAGGAGAAGAUUGAACAAGAAACGCGCAACAUCGAAGAGCUGAUUGAUAAAACCGUUACCGGUAUUGUCGAGUUAAAGGACGACCUGAUGCGUAUGAAUGAGAACAACGAGAUAUUCAUCUCGGCCGAAACGCUUCGCAAACGCCAGCAGAGCAAGGCCGAGAUUCACAGCGGCUCGGAUCACGUCGGAGGAGGGGUCGAUGCCUUCCUCAAGAAGGAGAUCGACGCACUCAACGCAGCCGUGCAGCAGGUUAACGUUUUACCGGCUGUCCUCAGUAAUGGCCAUGCCAAAUAAUAUUCUUCCAGCCAUCGGCACCACCAAGUCGAGUUGGAACAUCUUUAAAUCACUACUAAGAUUUUUGAACAUCGGUACGCGGUGUUUCAGUUUUGCGCAAAAUAAAUUCCCAGAACCCAGAGAUCGCACGGACAAAACCGAUUCCUUUGUAAUUUUUGCGAGUGGAGGUAAUUUUUCCUCUCUUCCUUUUUAUUAAAAACAAGAUUUAACAAUUUGCUAGUAAAGUACACACAAACACACACAGAUACACAAACAACAUACAAACUAUGAAGCAAACCUAAUUCAAGUGAGUAACUUCGAUAAGUGUGCGCAUAAUUUAAGAUUAUAAUGAUAAUGGUAACUAGAUAUUUCCAAAAAGAAACAACAAACGUUAUAACGUACUAAAAUAACUAUUGCAAACCAAGAAAACUAAGUAAAAAAGCACACACGCUCGAUGGAGAAAUUUAGAGGACGAUGGUAGAUGUAAGAACAACUGGAAGGAAUGUGUAAUUUGAACUCAUCAAACAAACCAAAACAGAUUUUAAUUGAUAUGAAAAAAAAAACGGACGUGACAUGAGGAGCAAAAACAAAAAAAAACCUAACGAGAUAAGCGAAUACUUACCACAGUCAAGGAAAAUCAGCAAAAUCACACAAAGAAAGAACUCAACACAAACUAUUGUUGUAAGAGAGAUUAAAAUAACAAAGAGGAAUAAAACUGUUGCGUGACUAAGCGAGAAAAUGUA